AUGGAUGAUGAUGACCUACCGAGGGUGGAAGAUGGACCACCCGAAGAAAAGGUGAAUAUCUACUCUGUGCCCCCAUUUUCAUAUUACGUGGUGCCAAAGGGGGACGAUCCACCUGAAGAUAAACUUCUUUGCACGGAUUCCAACGCGAACAAGGAGCAUUCCAAAACGAAGCCACUCAUGGCGGAUAAGGCGUAUGUGCCCCGUGCGGAGAUGCAACCACUUCCCCCACAGUAUGUCGGCCGCCGCCUCGAGCAGCAACGGUAUGUGACGCUUAUGAACAAACCGUAUCGUGUUCCCUUGUGGGAUCAGGCGUGCCUUAAGUACAUUUUUGGAGGCAUGUUUGAAGGUAGUAUUGAUAUCAUGGAGUUUUUUUCUCUCAGCAAGAUGGCUAUUAUGAUCGUCGUUAACUGCUCCACAGUGGCCAUCAAUGUUUUUCAAGAUACAGCGUCCAUGGAAUACCUCAAGUGGGUCAUGGUAAUGGCAAAGGUGGUCUUUUGUAUCGAGUUUGGGGUAGUUUACUUUCUGCUGUUUUUUAUGUUAUGCGUAAUUCUCGAGGCGGCGAUACGUGAUAAUAUCGGUACCAAUCUUGCAGGCGACAUUGCUGUGCUUGCAAACAAGAUUUCCACAUUCUCUGCUUUGCGUGUGGUGUCUAUUGUAUCUCCGACGUACGCCAUGAACAAGAUCCUUCCAAUGGCGCAGAACGCUUUUGGUCUUGUGGAUUACAUAAAGAUACUUGUAUGCCUUUUACUGUGGAUCUGUGCUUGUGGACUAGCAGCGGCAGCGGUUGUGAUGAAGGUGACCCAGAUUGACUUUGCAAGUACAAAGAGCAUCCGUGACUGGAGUUUAACCGAGGUAAUCCAGCUCAUUGGUCUCACAAUGAACUUGGCACGCGUCGACGACUCAUACUUUACAGAGACCCGUGUGCUUCUUGACGCUGUGCAUCGCCACUUCUGCCGACCGGGGCGCCCGAAGGACGGGCUAAAUCGAACUGAGUGUUUGUAUACACGCGUGUGCGACCUCUUCGGUAUCUCUCGUUACUCGAAGUAUGAGUACUUUGACGUCAUAUUCAACUAUCACUUUGAGUGCGAUCACCCCCAGACCAAAUUAACGACACGUAUGAAACUCCGAAAAAUGCUGAACUAUCUGGCUUUUAUAUUUCGAAUGGAUAAUACUGUUAUACGCCGCUUUCUCCAGAUGAUACAAUCACCACUGCCGUUCUAUCAGAUGGGACGUGACACUUUUAUGAUUUCAUUCAAGGAACGCGACACUUUAGGAAUGGAGAUUGCACUGUGGCGCAGCGACCCAGACUCCGUACCAACGCAAAUGUUCGGGAGAAAGCAUGAGGAUCAGUUUAAUCUCACCUACGAAUGUGAAGAGUGCCGCCACAUGUGGGAUGCAGAGAACCUUGGCCACAUUGACCCCAACGCAAGCUCGGAAAAGCGAUUUUGUGAGGUUGUUUUAAAUGCGGGCCUCACGCCCCCCUGA
Trypanosoma grayi is the source of this 1485-nucleotide messenger RNA. RefSeq lists its product as hypothetical. The record is from RefSeq and is a predicted model, not a curated record. The transcript has a single exon. The coding region runs from base 1 to 1485 and encodes 494 amino acids. Lineage: Eukaryota; Euglenozoa; Kinetoplastea; Trypanosomatida; Trypanosomatidae.